AUGAGCGCGAUGGUGGGCACCUUGCCCGACGCCUUCACCAACGAGUUCCUGUCGCUCACGGAUCACCUGCCCGUGAGCCGUUUGGAGGAGGUCUACCGGAUCAUCCAGCGGACCUUCCAGAAGCCGCCCAAGGUGAUCUUCUCGGAGUUCGACCCCGAGCCCUUGGCCUCGGCCUCCAUUGCGCAGGUGCACAAGGCCCGGCUCCGGUCCACAAACCAGAUCGUGGCCGUGAAGGUCCAGCACGAUGGUGUAGACCGAAUCUUCCUGGAGGACAUCGAGACCCUCACGGCCGUGGCCGAGCAGGUCUCUUACUGGGCACCGGAUCUGGAUUUCCGGAAGUUCGCGGAGGAGUGGCGAGAGUCCUUGCCGCGGGAGCUGGACUUUUGCCAUGAGCACGAUGCGCUGGAGCGCGCGGGCAAGAAGCUCCGCGAGGCUGGGAACUGCUGCAUCGUGCCGGAGGUCCACCAUGAGCUUUGUGGUGAUUUGCAGUGGAAAGGUCGGUCCAAGUUGGUGGCAGGUGGCGAACGGCGCUUUUGGGCUUUCUUAGGUGCACAUGUCUUUGUCAUGGAGUUCAUUGAUGCUGGGCCGAUCUUAGAUUUGGGCAAGGCGGAGUUCUGUGCGAAGCACCACAUCGACAAGCACCGAGUGCUGACGGAGCUGCUUCACGCGUUUGGCAUCAUGGCCUUCAAGGACGGGAUGUUCCACGCGGACCCCCACGCGGGCAACGUGCGCCUCGUGGUGGAUCCCACCGCCCCGGGCGGCGCGAAGCCGGUGCUCUUGGAUUGGGGCCUCAUUCGGGAGAUUACAGACGCAGAGCGGUUAGGCCUGGCGAAGGUCUUCCACUCCUUGGCCAACUUUGACAUCGCGGGGCUUUUUGAUGUCCUCGAGUCCUUGGGGUUUAGCCUCCGGCAAGAGCUCGUGAACGAUGAUCUCAAGCGGGAUCUCAUUGAGAAGGCUCGAGGUGUGGUCAAGGACACCAUCAAUCGGCACAAGACCCGAGAGAACGCGCGGGAGGAGUUGGCAGAGUUUAAGGACUGGCCCCGUUGCAUCAUCUUCUUCAUGCGAAUGCUGCAAAUCUUGCGGGGGCUUUGUGUGGCUGUGGAUGCUGAAGGGAUGCCUUUGUUGCAGAUCUUCUCCAGCCAUGCGCGGGAGGCCUUGCAGGAAGGCUCCAGGCCCGCUGGCAGAGCCGUUGUGGGAGCUUUGUUGGUGUUUCUCAAAAUUAACAUGACAAGAGACCUGAGAUGA
Molecule: messenger RNA, 1245 nt
Organism: Durusdinium trenchii
Lineage: Eukaryota; Dinophyceae; Suessiales; Symbiodiniaceae
Source: the annotation of a GenBank genome assembly